This is a messenger RNA of Alligator mississippiensis (American alligator), 1350 nucleotides long. Its product is annotated as olfactory receptor 6C74. Gene Ontology annotation, biological process: G protein-coupled receptor signaling pathway. The record is from RefSeq and is a predicted model, not a curated record. Gene Ontology annotation, cellular component: membrane. Gene Ontology annotation, molecular function: G protein-coupled receptor activity; olfactory receptor activity. The transcript has 6 exons. NCBI's taxonomy places the organism in Eukaryota, Metazoa, Chordata, Crocodylia, Alligatoridae. The coding region runs from base 1 to 1350 and encodes 449 amino acids.
AUGGUGUUCCUGGACUAUGCCGUGUCCUACUUUUUCUCCAUGGGUUUCUUUUUGAUAUCUGGAUUCCCAGAAAAGUUCUCCAAUAAAGUGACUGAAGAGAAGACUAAAAAAAGCCAAGCUCUCCUUGAGACACUAUUGUGUGACUUGAGGGAAUCCGCAGCCAGCUCACUGCAUGCAGGUAGCCUUUUAUUGUUCAGGGAGAGCGAGAAUGGGAUGGAUAUAGAGCAAAGAGAUUUUAGAGGAAGCACCUUAAGCAAAACAGAAGGGGUUCAAGGACCCUUUGAAUAUGCAGCUAAACUACAUAUCCCUAAUAUACUAGCUAAAUUUCAGAUCGGGGAGGCAGAAGCAAUGAACCAUACAACCGUAGUGGAGUUCAUCCUCUUGGGUCUGACCAGCGACCGCCAUUUAGAGAUUCUCCUUUUUGUAGUUCUCCUCAUUGUCUUCCUCUUUAUCUUGUUCGGAAACCUCACUGUCAUCACGAUCACUCUGGUUGACUGUCAGCUUCAAACCCCGAUGUACUUCUUCCUCCGGAAUUUCUCUCUACUGGAGAUCUGCUUCACCUCUACCUUCAUGCCCAGGACUCUCUACAGCCUCCUGAUGUCAAGAAAAGGUAUUUCCCUCCCCAGCUGUUUCAUGCAAUUAUUGUUGCUCUACUGCUUUGGCUCCUCUACAUAUUUCCAUUUGGCUCUAAUGUCUCUUGACCGUUACAUGGCUAUCUGCCACCCACUGCAUUAUGCCACCAUCAUGAACAGCAGGCGCUGUGUUCAGCUGGUGCUGUGCUGUUGGGCAGUGGGGUUCUUCAUCCUCUUUCCUCCCACAGUCAUGAUUGUCUUGUUGCCGUUCUGUGGGCCCAACCUCAUAAACCACUUCUACUGUGACAUAGCCCCAUUGCUCCAGCUCUCCUGCACAGACACACACCUCAUUGAACUCAUGGUAUUUUUUGCAGCUAUCAUUAUUGUACUUGGAACUUUAUCAGUGUCUGUUGUUUCCUAUGGCCGCAUCAUUGCCACCAUCAUGCGCAUCCCUUCUUCAUCGAGCCAGAAGAAAGCUUUCUCCACCUGCUCUGCUCACCUCAUAGUGGUUGUCAUAUUUUACAGCGCUUCCAUCAUCAGAUAUGUCCGGCCCUCUCAGCGGGGUGGGAGAGAUUUUGACAAAAAUAUUUCUUUCCUCUAUUCAGUGGUGACCCAGCUGUUCAACCCCUACAUCUAUGCUCUCAGGAAUAAGCAAGUCAGAGAGGCCCUCAGAGAUGUUAAGAACAGUAGGAAAAAGAAUACAAAGAAUCCAAGACAACCAAUAAAAAGGUUUCAGAGUGCUAAGCUAAAUGUGGAGAUUCCUAUUUUCCAUCACUAG